Molecule: messenger RNA, 1545 nt
Organism: Girardinichthys multiradiatus
Lineage: Eukaryota; Metazoa; Chordata; Actinopteri; Cyprinodontiformes; Goodeidae
Exons: 2
Coding region: 257-1036 (259 amino acids)
Biological process (GO): apoptotic process
Cellular component (GO): mitochondrion
Source: RefSeq, a predicted model, not a curated record
GUUAUGUCAUGGAUUUGUGAGGUGGGUGGGUGAGAAAGAGAGCGAGACACUUGUGCACAGCUAGUCCACCUUGUUAUUCCUUACCAGCACCAGAAUGCAUUUCUGUUGAUCUGCUGAUGUGUGGCUUUGUCUCUGAAUGCACGUCACAUUUUGACCUGCUCCUCUUCUAGCAACUCUUCCACAGAGGACAGAGCAGUCAGCGUUCAUUCUGGAGGGAAAGGUCCCACUCGAGCCCAGCAGGGGGGAUGGUGGUGGCAUGGAGGCUAGAUCCCGCAGUCCUGCCUCUCAGGCAGAGAGCUCUGGACCCUGGCACAGUGAGAGUCUGCUGGCAGAGUCCUGGUCCAUGAUGGGCGACAUGGACCCCGAGGACACCAAGAGCCUCGACAGCAACAACGGGCCUGUUUUAGCUGGAGAUGAGAACAACUCCUCCAAUUCUGACAUGGUCCACCUGGAGCAGGAGGAGGCAGAUAUGCUUGAAGAAACAGAGGGGAGGAGAUGGAGAAAAGAGGACGAGGAGGACGAGGAGCUGCAGGCAAAUGUGUUAAGCAUGCUCGGUGUGGAAAGGGAGCUGGCGGGGCAGGAACUCAAAGCUCCGGAAGCAAAGGAGCUCCUGGUGUCUGCAGAGGAACCUCACAUGGAAAGAGAGCUCAGGCAAGUGGUUCCCCCGAUGGCCCUGCCUCUGCUGCCUAUUCUCAAACUGGAUCCUCCCUCCACAACAUCUACACCGGUCCCUUCAACCACAGCCUCUGAAAUAGAUGAGCACUAUUCCACUGAGGGUCUACAACCUCCAUCCAUCCUGUCACCAAAGGUUCCAGAGCUUCAAGGAGAGAGUCGUGAAGCAAAAUUCUCACAGAUCUCCCUUCAGGAUGAUGGACAACAUUCAGUUAAAGCAGAAGCACUGAAGAGGCUGGAACCACAGCCUGGUGCACCUAAGACCAAAUCUCUGAGCUCCUUUGAGCUGCUGUUUGGAGGCGCUGCUUUAGUGGCUGUUGUAGGAGUGGUAGCUUAUGGAGCUGUAGUCUACUGCAAAAAGUAGAAAACCACAUUUAAACCUGUAACUAUUCAGCUCAAAUAUAUUCCUGCAAAAAAAAAUUCCCAUUUACUUUCUGAAUUCUGCAUUUAAAUCAGAUUUUGUAAAAGAAUGUAAUGCUACCUCGGCUCAUAACAGAGCUUAUUGCCUUUUUUCUGUUUGAUGUCUGAAGAAACUAAUAAAUUGGAAAUAAGGUUGAGUAAAGUUUGAAAAAAUAUCAUUAUGUUUAAAAAGCAUUGUAUGUGACUCUUCUCUCAUCACUUCAUCAGCACCAGAGAGCAGCACAGAGAUAAAAAUUAAACAACAAAUUUCUCUGCAUGUAAUAGGCCACAUCUUGCAUUAUGUUCAAAAUGUUAUUUUCUUUCCUUGGAGAAAAAGGUCAUGAAUUUAACAUAAAUGUGUAGUAUGUGGUAAAUGUUAUAACGCAUGUAAUUCUCAAGGGUUUACAUACAGCCCUGUGGAAAACUAUUCAUACCCAUUAAACAUUUUUACAUUCUGUCAGGUUAUAACCACAA